UUACUUGAGGUAGAGUGUACUUUACUUGAGGUUUGGACGCACCGCCACUCUAUGCUCGAAACCAUGUUCAACACGCAAACACGUGCUUCCGAAAUGUCGAGUCGUGGAGACGAAGGUUUGAACGGCAGCUUAAAGAAAGCCGGCAGCAAACGCUCGAAAGACCUUUUAAGAAGCGAAAUUAUCACACGUGAAGAUCAUAUUCGCUCUCUGGUUCAGUCCAAAGGACCGCCGAAAACUUUUCAAGUGACAAGCUCGGCCCUGGCACAGGCAAGGUCCUUUCUUCCAAAGCUGGCCGAGGCUGAGAGGACAAGGCUGGCCACUGGCUGUGACAAUGGUGCAAGCAUUGAGGCAGAAGACACUACCAGCGAAGGACCCUUUAUUGAGAUGAACUUUGCCCUCGCUGGACUAGCGUCCAGUAGCGAGAGCUCCUCGGACUCUGAGGUUGAGGAGUCUGACUCCGAAGCGGAGGAAGCCAGUCCGGCCAUUCAAGUGAGGCCCACCCGGAGAGCAGUCCGUCGAGGCACGGCCACCGGCCCCACCCUCAUCAAGGAGCUCCCACAGGUGGACAGUCAGCCACGGGCCGAUCAUUCGUAAAUGUCUGUCUUUCGAUGCUGGCCCUUGUUUUCUCUCUCGACUGACACUUGCGGUGCUUUUUGAAAGCCCGCAAUACUGCGUCUUGUACUAUGAUGCAGAAGGCUCAUAAAUGGCGCCCUGUAAAUGUCCACAUUUGGUUGUCACGUUUGAGUUACUGUAUUGACUCCAAACUCUGAACAAUGAAUUCAAGAAAGAGAGUAUGGAUAUAUUUUUGAACUUUGAUCAAAAUCAUUCAUACUAAAAACAUGACGAAGAAGUCUCCCAUUAAGAAAGCAAUGAUUCGAGCUUAGCUGUUUUGAGCUGUCACGACAAUCGUACAUCAGUGUGUACAAUCUUACAUUGGAUGGUGUUGGCCAUCUCGAGCAACAUGUCCAUGCUGUAGUUUGAUGAUGUAAAAACAAUUGCGUUAACUCUUAAUAGCUCUUUUUUUGCAGACGUUUUUCUUUCUUUUUUUUUU
This is a messenger RNA of Dermacentor silvarum, 1051 nucleotides long. RefSeq lists its product as uncharacterized. The record is from RefSeq and is a predicted model, not a curated record. The transcript has 4 exons. Gene Ontology annotation, biological process: box C/D snoRNP assembly. Bases 52 to 594 code for a protein of 180 amino acids. Lineage: Eukaryota; Metazoa; Arthropoda; Arachnida; Ixodida; Ixodidae.